Linnemannia hyalina is the source of this 1236-nucleotide messenger RNA. The record is from the annotation of a GenBank genome assembly. NCBI's taxonomy places the organism in Eukaryota, Fungi, Mortierellomycota, Mortierellomycetes, Mortierellales, Mortierellaceae.
AUGCGGGUUGUGGAAUCUCGGCCAGGCGGGGUUGAGGUGGUGUGGAUCAAAGGUCACAGCAACAUCCACGGAAACGAACUUGCGGAUCAGGCGGCGAAGGUGGCAGCACAGAGUGGUUCAGUGCCCUGGAUGGUGGAUCUCACUCAACAGACGGAUAUCACGACCUUUGCACAUUGUUACGGCGGGAUUGUUGAAAUCGAUCUACGUCAGCUCCUCAAACAACAAUCGACAAUCCGUCACCAUCAGGCCUGGACGUCACAGAGGCGGGUCAAGAGGGCGAUCCCUGACAUCGAUGACGUGGAAUGGAACUCGACCUUGGCAUAUGUCCACGACAGGCACGCAGUCUUCACCUUUUACAGCAACAGCAAGGACUCUCACCAACGCACACAUCAUAUCAAAAAGCUGCAUGGAAUGCUGCCCACUCUGAACUCCAUGCAGGCUCGCAAGCCCAACCUGUACCCAACAUGCGUGUGUCGACGAUGCGAGCUCGAGAAGGAGGAUAACGAUCACGUCUGGAAAUGCCCUUCGGCAGCUGAGACCACCACUGAGAUCUGGAAGGAGGCCAUGGGCAAGAUUAAUGAGUGGGGUGUGCAGGCGACAAACAGCUACAACGCAGCCAGGAAGCGAGAAUACAAACGCGCGGUGGACAGAGGUCGUCAGGUACCGAGGCCAGUACCCAUACACUGGUGGCCCCCUUCGGAUGCGGAUCAUGUGCGAGGAUUUUCCUCCAUCGGUGGAGCUCGAGCCGUGCACAGCGGUAGUCAAGCUCCCGAUCGAGACGAGAAACCGAUGUGGAAUGUGUCGGAUCUCCUCCGCGGCAUCACCCCCUUGAGCAUGUUGACUGAAUGGUCCGCGGUCUUCCGGACCCCAAUGUCCAUCGCCAAGACAGUCCUUCACAAGUUUGUUGGCUACCUGGAGGCGCAGGCCUCGGAGCUGAUCUGGAAACCUCGGUGCUCCGAGACGAUCGCGUGGGAACAAAGCCAGGGCAUCUCUGCCAAGGACAAGACAUCCAAGUACACAGGCCCCCGAGGUGACUGGAGUCAAGGAUACGGUUACAUCACGCACGAUGGUUUCUGUCCGUGUGGCGCUUCGCUAGCCACACAUUGUGAAGGAAGGUGCCCUGGGGCGACCAAGGACCCACGCGCUGCUGACGAGCGUUUGUUGGAGAGUUUGUUAGGAAGGAGGAGGUUGUCAAUGAUGGAGAGGAUGGGAAGAAUCCCCUUCAUUCGUAUCUAG